Messenger RNA from Vitis riparia (riverbank grape), 735 nucleotides. RefSeq lists its product as uncharacterized. The annotation marks the transcript as partial. NCBI's taxonomy places the organism in Eukaryota, Viridiplantae, Streptophyta, Magnoliopsida, Vitales, Vitaceae. The record is from RefSeq and is a predicted model, not a curated record. The transcript has 3 exons.
GAUCAUCCAAUUGGGAAUUAUGUUAUGUAUGAAGGGUUAUUACCAUCUUACAGAGCAUUUGCUACUUCUCUUGAUGAUACUCAGGUUCCCAACACAAUACAAGAGGCAUUCAAAAUUUUAGAAUGGAAGAAGGUAGUACAAGAUGAGAUUGAUGCACUUGAGAAGAAUAGGACGUGGACUAUCACAGAUUUGCCGGUUGGGAAGAGGCCCAUGGGGUGCAAGUGGGUUUACACAAUCCUAUGGGAUAGACUAUCAGGAGACUUUGCUCCUGUUGCAAAACUGAACACUAUCAGGAUUCUUCUCUCAUUGGCUGUCAAUCAAGAUUGGUGCUUGCAACAACUGGACAUAAAAAAUGCGUUUCUAAAUGGUGACCUAGAAGAGGAAGUCUACAUGAAAAUACCACCUAGUUUCGAAGGAAGUAUGGUAAAGAAUCAGAAAUACAUACUCGAUCUUCUUAAGGAGACCGGUAUGCUUGGAUGCAAACCAAUUGAUACUCCUAUGGAUAGUCAGAAGAAACUUGGUAUCGAGAAAGAAAGUACACCGGUAGACAGGGGGAGAUAUCAGCGGCUCGUCGGGCGCUUGAUUUAUCUCUCACACACUCGGCCAGAUAUUGGCUUUGCAGUGAGUACUGUAAGUCAAUUCAUGCACAGCCCCACUGAGGAACACAUGGAAGCAGUCUACAGGAUUCUUAGAUAUUUAAAAAUGACACCAGGGAAAGGUCUAUUCUUCAGAAAG